CUCCUCCUCGUCGUCCCCCUCCCCUCUUCGUCCCCAACAGCAACCUCUCUAUCUCUCUCUCUCUCUCUUUCUCUCUCUCUCUCUACGCGGCAAUGGAGAAGAUGAGCAAAGCCCUAGAGAAGGCGAAGAUGCUCGUAGGGUUGGAGGUGGACGAAGAGAACGCCCAGGAGGAGGAGUCCUCCUCCUUCUUCGACGACUUCAAUCGCCAGUGCACGCUAUCCACUCAGCAGAGGUUGUAUGGUUUUGCCAUAUGUUUGGUUGCGGGUCUAGCAUGCACUUUCCUGUCAAUGCUUGUUUUCUUCAAUCCAAUCAAAUUCGGGAUAACAUUCACCUUUGGCAAUUUGCUUGCUCUCGGAAGCACAGCAUUUCUUAUUGGCCCCAAAAGACAAGUUGUCAUGAUGCUUGAUCCUGUCCGAAUAUAUGCGACUGCCAUAUUCACUGCUAGCAUCAUAAUUGCUCUAUUUUGUGCUCUAUAUGUGCACAAUAAGCUCCUAACACUUCUCGCCAUCAUCUUAGAAUUUGGUGCACUCGUGUGGUACAGUCUCAGCUACAUUCCUUUUGCGCGGUCGAUUGUUUCAAAAAUAAUGGUAUCGUGCUUCGACACCGACUUCUAGGAUGCCGAAAACGACAAAAUUGGUUUGCUUUCUGCGGCUUACCUCGUAAACGAAGUGGGUCCUCGAGCAAAAUUCUGCAUGCACAUGUUGUAAUUCCUUAAAAAAAAAAGAAAAAGAAAAAACUAUUCUGCGGCCUGCCUCUUUUUGUUGAUUUCUUGUAUAAAUUUUCAGUCGAAAUAUUGGUGUUUUUUUUAAGCUUUUAUUGACAUUUGAGAAGUAUUAGUACAGCUUAGUGGAGUUCAAUGUAUGAGAAAUGGUUAAAUAUUUUAGUUGGAAUUCCUUGGUAUCAAAUCUUCGUUUCUCUUAUGAAAUAUUUGGCUACCAGAAAACUCUCUAGUGCUGCUGAGAAGAUAGAUAUUCUGCAUGUAAUAAAAAACAUGAAAUAGAAGAAAUUUUUUUUUUUU
Ananas comosus (pineapple) is the source of this 1018-nucleotide messenger RNA. Its product is annotated as vesicle transport protein SFT2B. The transcript has 6 exons. Gene Ontology annotation, cellular component: membrane. Bases 93 to 614 code for a protein of 173 amino acids. The record is from RefSeq and is a predicted model, not a curated record. Gene Ontology annotation, biological process: vesicle-mediated transport. Lineage: Eukaryota; Viridiplantae; Streptophyta; Magnoliopsida; Poales; Bromeliaceae.